This is a messenger RNA of Rotaria sp. Silwood1, 7215 nucleotides long. NCBI's taxonomy places the organism in Eukaryota, Metazoa, Rotifera, Eurotatoria, Philodinida, Philodinidae. The record is from the annotation of a GenBank genome assembly.
AUGGAUCGACUUCUCAAAGAUUUAAUAACACAUCGUGAAAAACUUGAACAAUGUCUUGAUUUAAGUCAUAAAAUUCAUUUUCAAUUAAAUGAAUUUAAUAAACAAUAUCUUUUUUAUGAACAAUGGAUAAAUAAUAUUCAACGAACAGUUGAAACAAUUUUUGAAGAAAAAUUAACAAUCGAUGAAAAAUUACAACGUUUACAUGAUAUACAAAUUGAAUUAGAUAAACGAAAACAAAUUCUUAAUAAUCUUACACAUGAUUAUCCACAAAUAGAUCAAUUAAUAAUUAAAUCUAUUCCAAAAUUAAUUGGAAAUAUUGAUAGAAUCAAAACCAAUGUUACUCGAAAACAAGAAGAAUAUGAACAACAAAAUCGACAACAAAAAGAUUUUCGUGAACGUAUUGAAGUAUUAUUCGAAUGGAUUAAACAAACUCAUCGUUAUGAGCCAUUAAAUGAUAAACGUGAUGCAGAAUCUCUUCAACGAGAAUAUACACGAUUAAAUGAAAAACAACAACAAAUUAAUGAGAAAUCAAAAGAUAUUGAUGCACUCUUACGAAAUAUUAAUAAUUCUAAAUUACCAAGUGAUUCUUUACAAAAAUUACGUCAAGAAAUUGAUCAUUUGAAAGAACGUCUUAGCGAAUCAGCGAAUGAACUUGAAACAAGAAAUAAAUUUAUUAAAAAAUCAAUUCGAGAUGUCGAUGAACUACAACAAAAACAACGUAGAUAUCAAGAAUCACUAACUAAACUUUCUUCACUAGUAGAGCAUGAUGUACAAAUACCUGGCAGAUCUGUCGAAGAUGCAUUAAAAUCUCUUGAUGAUCAAAUGAUUAAACAUGAAACAAAAAAUGAACAACGAGAACGACGUAAACGUCAAUAUGAACGUGAAUGGCAUUUAUUAAUGGAUGAAAUAAGUUUAUUACAAGAUAAAUUAAAUACAUUAAAACAACGAAAAGGAAAUACAUAUGAUACAAUUGAAGAACAACUUCAUUUCAUACGAAAUCAAAAUCAAGAAUUAAAUCAAUGUCAAGAUGAAUUAGUACAUUUAAAAAAACAUGGACAAACUAUAUGUUUUGAAGAUGGAAAUUCAUUACCAUUACCUUCAGAAAUUCAUCUUCUACAAUCGAUGAUAACUUAUUUAAAACAACAAUUUGAACAACGUCAUGAAGUUUUAAUUGAAGCUCAACGUUGUCGUGAUAUUUAUUUAAAUGAAUGUAAAUUAUAUGAAGCUGCAUAUAGUUUAUGUAUGGAACGUUUAAGUCGUUCAAUACCAUUACCAUCUACAAGUGAUGAAUAUGCACGUCAAUUACUUGAACAAAAAAAUUAUAAUGAACAAAUGGAUGAAAAACGACGUUGUUUAAAUAUUUUAUAUGAUAAACUUGAUCGUGAAACACGUACACGUUAUUUUAAACAACAUCAUGAUUUAGAAAAACGUUCAAAUGAUUUACAAGAUAAAAUGAUACAACAAACAAUACGUUCUGAAUAUUUCUUACGUAUAUGGAAAGAAUAUCAAAUAAGACUUAAUGAUAUAAUUCAUCAAUUAAAUGAUAUUGAAAAACAAUUACCAUUAAAUAAACGUUUAAUUCAAUUUCAACAAAUACAAUCAACUUUCAUUCUUUAUAAAGAUUUAAAACAACGUUUAAUAUUAAUUGAACCAGAAUUAUUACAUUUAAAUGAUGAAAUACAAACCCUUUGUAGAGAAUUAAAUGUAAUUUCAUUAAAAAAUGAUAUUCAACAUGUGAAAGAAAAUUUCCAUCGAAUUGCAAGUGAUAUUAGAGAAAAAUUCGAUAGUCAUAAAGUUGCAACGACACUUGCAAAUGACAUAAAACGUAAUUUAGCUAUUCUUGAAGAUACAUUAGGACAAUGUUCAAAUGAAUCCCAAACGCGUUAUGAUGGCAAUGUUAGUGAACUUAAAAUUCAAUUAGAAAAAAUGAUGGAUGUGGAAAAACGUCUUGAAAAUAUUGCAGAUAUUUAUUCAAAUACAAUAACAUUAAUAAAACGUUUAACAACUUAUAAUCUUUAUGAUUUACAAUCAAUAGAAGCUAAUUUAGAAAACUUUCAUCAUAAAUGGAUAUCUCUUAAAACAGAAGUUUUACGAAAUGAAAAUAUUCUUCAUCAAAAUAUUAUUAAUAAUUUACCAUCAAGACAAGCUUGUAAAGAAAUGUUUGUAUUUGUUGAUACAAUUAAACGUUUAUUGGAUGAUGAUCAUGGUGCACAAAUUAAUAAUAAAGAAACUUUACAAAAAUUAAUCAAACGAUAUCGAGAUAUGCGUGUUGAUGUACUCAAUCACCAACGUACAAUUGAUUUUCUUAAUGAAUCAUUUCAAAAAGAAGCUAAUGUAGAUUUAACAAGUAUUGAUUAUAUGGAAAAUAUUAAACAAAUUAAUAUUGAUUGGAUUAAAAUAAAAUCAUUGAUUUCAGCUCGAAUUGAUACAUUAGAACAACUCAAUGAUCAAUUUAAUGAAUUUGAUCAAACAGUACGUACAUUAUCUGAUUGGGUACACGAACAAACAUCAGAUCUUGAAUUUAUGCGUACGAGAAAUUUAGAAGCCGGUGCUAAAGAUAAUAUAAGAAGAUGCAAUGAAAUAGAAUUUCAAUUAACAUCAAAACAACAAAUUCUUACAUCAUUAAAAUCUUAUAAUGGUCGUAUGAUAUCAUCAUCAUCAACAUUUCGAAUUACUGAUCAAGAUGGUACAAUCCAAAAUUUACGUCAUAUGCUUGAUAAUUUAUCACCAUCCAUUGAACAAUUAAAAUUAAAAUCGAAAUCAAUUUUAACUGAUUGGCAAGAAUAUAAUCGUGUUUUACUUCAAAUGGAGAAAAUUUUACGUGAAGCUGAAGCAGAAAUUGAUCGAAUUGAAAUUAGUGCAAUGAAUGUUGAAACAUAUGAAAUGAGUACAAGAAAAGCACAAGAAUAUUUACAAGCAAUGGAAUCACAUCGACAUAAUUUCGAUCAAAUAACAGUUCAUGAUCGUCAUUUAUCUGAUCAAUGUGAUGGACAAACAUCUUCAAAAAUUAAUGAAAUAACAAUUCGUAUUCAACAACGAUGGACCAAUGUUCAACAACGUUUACAAGAAAUAAUUAAACCAUCACGAGAAGUUGUUGAUAUUUGGAGACAAUUUAAUAAUUCUUAUGUUCAUUUACUUGAUCGACUUGGAGAACUUGAAGCAAGAUGGUAUACAAUACAACGAGAAAAAUUUACAUCUGAAAUUGAUUCACUUUUCGAUAAAUCUAAAGAUUUUCAACAACGUCUUGAACAACUUUAUUUAGAAGUUACUAAAAUAAAUGAAUAUGCAAAAAAAUUAAGCAAUUAUUUACCUCCUAUAGCAGCUAAAAAGAUUGAUACUCAAUAUUCUGUUAUUAAAAAUCAAUAUUCAGAAUUACAAAAUUUUCAAAAUAAACUUUUAACUGAUUGUAAUGAAUUAAAACAUCGUGAAAAAAUUUAUUUAGAUUAUUUAAAUGAACUUACACAAGCUAUUAAUCAAGCACAAACUAUACUUAAAUCACAAAAACUUACUGAUGAAAAUGAAAAUUUUAAUUUAAAACAACUUCAUGAACUUGAUAAUCUUCUACAAUCGAAACGUAAUCUUAUUGAACGUUUAAAUUCAAAUGAAUUUAUUUUAUAUAUGAAACGAGCUAAACAUUUACAUGAACUUCUUAUUGAAUAUACAUAUUGUAUUGAUUUAAUAAAAACACGUUUAAAACAAAUUGAAAUAAAUGAAUAUAAUAAAUUAAAUUUUGAUAAACGUUGUCAAAAAUGGAAUGAUUAUAUUCAAGCUAUUGAACAAAAUUUAUCUGUUAUACAAGAAAAUAUUCAUACAAAUUAUCAUGGUUUAAUUGAAAUUGAUACAAAUUUAUCAAAUACAAUUAAUGAUUUUAAUCAACGACAACAAGAAUUAAAAGAAUUAAUUAAUGAAGGUAAACAAAUUAUUGAUAAUCAACAUAUAUUUAUUAAAGUUGAACAACGUUGGCAAAAUAUAAUGAAUACUAUUUUAAAUAAACAAAAAGAAGUUAAAGAAUUAAUUAAACUUUGGUUAUCAUAUCAAAAUUAUUUAGAAAAUUAUUAUCGUUUAUUAAAAAAUAAAUGUGAAUUAGAACAAAAAGAAUUACAAACAGCAACUAUUAAUAUAAUUAGUCAAAUAAAACAAGGUUCAUAUACAACAAUUAAUCAAAAUGAAGAAUUAAAAAAUUUAUUAGAAAAAAUUUAUGAAACAAAUCGACGUUUAAUUAAACAUGCAGAUACAAAAACACAAGCAAUUUUAGAAAAAGAAUUAAAUGAUUUACAUAAAGCUAUUCAUGAUAUUGAUAUUAAUAUUAAACAAAAACGUGAAACACUUGUGACAUUACUCCUUCGAUACAAUGAACUCGAUCGAACAUUAGAUGAAUUAAGUACUAUUAUAAAAUCAAUUCGUUCACUUCAACAACAAUCAACUGAUGAUUUUGAUCAAUUUCUUGUACAAUGUCAAAAUAAAAAUCGUGAACUUACACAGCAUCGAACUGAAUUACAACGUGUACGACAAGCUAUAACAGAAAUAUCUUCUGAACUACAUCCUGAUGAUACACGUCAAUUAAUACAAAAAUUAAAUUUACUUGAAAUUCAAUGGACUGAUGCUGAACGUACUUUAACAGCACUAAUUGAUAGUCUUACGAAAAGACGUUCAGAAUAUCAAGAUUUUGAAAAUAAAUUUCUUCGAUUUAUUCAAUGGUUUGAAAAUUUUAUUAAUAAUGAAAUAAAUCAACGAUUAGAUGGUUUAACAAUUCAAACAAGUCUUGAAAUUUUGAAAAAUGAUAUUAGAAAUAUUAUUACAGACAAACGAAAAUAUGUUAAUGAAUUAUUAAUUCAAGCACGUCUUUUACAAUCACAAUCAACUGAUCAAACACAAUUACAAACAAUUAAACAAAAAAUUGAACAAUUAGAACAGAUUAUGGAUACAGCAGAACAACAUGUAGAGAAAAGAAUUAAAAAAACAGAAAUUACUUAUAAAAUGUUCAAUGAUUUUGAACAAGGUUUUGAAAAUAUUCGUUCAUGGAUGGAUACGGUUGAAGUAAAUUUACAACGGCCAUUAACAACACAAAAUACGAAUGAAUUUCAUAUUCAUCAACAAUCAAUCGCUGUAGGAAAUCAUUUUGAAAAGAGAUCUAUAACUAUUGUUGAGUUUCAGGAAAUCGAAACGGAUAUUGAAAAGCAUAGUACUGUGAUUAGUAAUCUUCUUGCACUUGGUCGUAAUCUAUUAAAUGAAACUGAUAUAUCUUCACGAAAUCUCGAUUCAUUAUCGCGUACAGUUCAAACAUUAGAACAAUGUUGGUUAUCAUUAAAAGAACUAAUAAUAAAACGAAAAUAUGAAUUGGAUAAUGUUCAUAGUUCAUGGCGAAACAUUGAUGAGGCUAUAAAUCGUAUAUCAAAAAUGAUUAGUGAUCAUGAGCGUUUUCUAACUGAAGUUAAACGAGCAAGUGGUGAUGGUUUACAAGGUGUUCGUAAUGAAUAUAAAAGUCUUGAGAAUUUUAAAAGAACAUUGGAUCAUGAUGAUAAAGAAAUUCAACAGCUAGCAAAUAGUUAUUCGGAAAUUAUUCGCUUCUAUCCAACAGCUGAUUCCAAUAAUGAAAUGCGUAUUCGAAUAAAAGAUCUUAAUAAUCGUUGGGAAAAAUUAAACGAAACAGCCCACGAAACACUGAAACAUCUAAAAUAUAUGUUAAGUGUUCAUGGUGAUUUCCAAUUAACACAAGAUUCAUUAGUACUUUGGUUAACAGAUCUUGACGUAUUGUUAACAAAUCUUGAACAUUUAUCUGAAGCACCCACCAGUGACAAAAUUCAACAAUUAGAUGAUAUGGAUCGUGAAAUUCAAGAAAAACAAGCAAAAAUUGAAUAUGUUCAAAAAUGUGCUAAUUAUUUACUUACUAAAACUAUUGAUGCUCGUGGUUUAACAAUAAAUAUGAAUGAAUUAGCUAAAUUUCUUCAACAAUUAAGAAAUUUAACAAAACGUAUUAGAAAGUUAAAGCAAAAUUUAAUGAAUCCGUGUGAUCAUCAUUUGGACUUAAUGAGUUCAACGCAUGUUUCUCCAGUUCGUAUUUCUACAUCACCAACACGUAAACGUUUAGCUUCUCCAUCACCACCAAGAUCUCGAUCUCCAAAUCGUUACGUUCGUUGUCGAGAUCGUUUUCUGUGUUCAUAUGAUAAAAUUGAAUUGGAUGAUUGUCGCCAACGUGCAGAUAAACUUUUAGCUGAUUUUGAAGAUAUUCUUCUUCAUAUUAAUGCAGAUUUUCGCUCGAAAGAAGAAAGUCUUCAUUCACUGACACCAAUUGGUGUUCAAAUUGAUAGUUUACCUACGGAUUUUACUUAUAAUCGAAUAUUAACAUCUACUCGAAGAAAAAUUGAUGCAUUACGUGAAUUUAUUCUUCAAAUAAAACAAGAAUUAGGUGCAUAUUUAAUUCAAGAUCUUAAUAAUGAUCCAAUUGUACUUGAUAUUAUGAAUAAAUGGACUCAUUUACAAAGUUUAGCUAAUGACAAAGAUGAUCAAUUAAAUCAAAAUCGUCAGCAAUGGAAACAUUUUAAACGACAACUAGAAGAUCUUGAACAAUCAGUUCAAGAAUUUUCGAAUUCUGAUCAUUUAUUAACACGAACAAUUUAUUCCAGAUCUGAUGUAAAUGAACGAUUAGAUGAAUUUGAACUACUUUUAAAAUCAACAAUUGAUUUAGCCAAUCAAUUUAAUGAUAAUUCAAAUGAAUGGAUAAUUAUUGAACAUCGUCUUCAAUCAAUAAAAGAUAAAUUUCAUUAUUUAUUAACUAAAUCAAAUCGGCAACCCCGAGAAUUAAAAACAACCGCAGAUGUAAAACAUGAAAUGUUAGAAAUAAGUUCUCAAUUAGAUCAUCUUGAAACUUUAACACAUUCAUUAGAACCGAUUGACAAUAAUGAAAUAAAUCAAAAUAUAAAUCGAACAAAACUUCAUCGUUUUAUUCGUAUUCAUGAUGAUCUUGAAAUUCUUAAUCAACGUUUAAUUAAGAUUAAUGAUCAUUCAAUAUCUAUUUUAUCAAAUGAUCAAAUACGUCAAACAAAUGAUUUAAAAUUAUUAUUUGAUCGUGUAAAUUCAAUAAAACGUGUUGUUAGAAUUUAUCUUGAUCAAUUAGAAAAAUUAUUAGCACAAAAUGAAAUAAAUCAAAAUUUUUCAUUAUCUAAUUUUUCACAAUUACGAACAUUAAAUAAUAAUUUUCAACGUAUUUAUCAAUGA